Molecule: messenger RNA, 891 nt
Organism: Kwoniella shivajii
Lineage: Eukaryota; Fungi; Basidiomycota; Tremellomycetes; Tremellales; Cryptococcaceae
Exons: 7
Coding region: 1-891 (296 amino acids)
Biological process (GO): deoxyribonucleotide catabolic process
Molecular function (GO): 5'-nucleotidase activity
Source: RefSeq, a predicted model, not a curated record
AUGUCGAAUGAUAUACCACCUAGAGAGAAGGAAGAAGACGUCGAAACUAUCUUAGCUAGUGGAAUGACAACUCCUUCAAGAAGAGGCUGGAAAGGAAUCAUAGCUGUUGACAUGGAUGAUGUUUUGUGUCAGACCAAUGCUACCAUCGUCCAUAUGCAUAAUGAAUUAUUCAACACUCAACCACCAUUAACAUUAGAUGAUUUCAAGAAUUAUUUAUAUUGGAUGAACAGAGGCUGGGGUUCUCCGGAAGAGACCGUAGGAAUGGUUGCGAAAUUAUAUCAAGGUGGUUUAUAUAUGCGAGCACCUCCCGUGCCGGGAGCUAAAGAAGCACUCCACCAAUUAAAAGAUUUAGGUUAUGACUUGAUAAUUAUAACAGCUCGAUCCGAGACUCAGAGAACGGGAACAGAAGAGUGGAUUACAAAGUAUCUACCUGAUAUAUUCGAUGAAAUCCACUUUACUGGCGCUUUCCAACAUCUAGAACCUACAAAAGAAGAAAAGGAAGGUCAUGUAGCUAGGAAAGCGGUGGUUUCACAUCAUAAACGAUCGAAAGCAGAGAUAAUCCACUCGACAUCCUCCUUAUUCCUGAUUGAUGAUUCCUCCGAAAACGCAUACGAUGUAUCAACAUCAAAAUAUCCUCACAAUUUACCCACCAAAGUACUGUUAUUUGGUGAAUAUCCAUGGAACGCGAUAGUACAUGAUCCAACUCAAAAAGCAGAAUUAGAAGCGAUGACAUAUCUGGAGAAGGAACAGAAAGGUUUAUUGGAUGAAUCGGAGAGACUGAGACAGAAAAAGAUUAAAGAAGGUUGGUUACCGCCAGGGGUGGAAAGAGUAGGAAAUUGGGAGAAGGUCGUCCAAUGGGUAAAGAAGUUUGAUCAAAGUCGGGAUAUAUGA